Messenger RNA from Xenopus laevis (African clawed frog), 5609 nucleotides. RefSeq names its product pyridoxal kinase S homeolog (gene pdxk.S). Gene Ontology annotation, molecular function: pyridoxal kinase activity. The record is from RefSeq and is a predicted model, not a curated record. Gene Ontology annotation, cellular component: cytosol. Bases 980 to 1987 code for a protein of 335 amino acids. NCBI's taxonomy places the organism in Eukaryota, Metazoa, Chordata, Amphibia, Anura, Pipidae. Gene Ontology annotation, biological process: pyridoxal 5'-phosphate salvage. The transcript has 11 exons.
GGCCGGUAUUUUACCUGCCUGGCCAUUAAAAGUUAUGAUUGAUCCCAAUAUUAAUAUAAAAAAGAUAAAUAUAUAGGAAGGCAGGUAUUUUUUCCAGAAAAGGUAGCAACCCUAGGUGCAUCAACAUUCUGUCCUACUCAUGAGCCACAACCAGCUGUUCUCUGCCUGACACAUGAACCCUAACCCGGCUGCUGCUGACUCUGCUGUGUAUGGGGGCAGCAUGUGUUAUACAGUGAAAGCAGGUCGGGAAUGGUCAGCCCACGUGGUUCAGAGAUAUUCGUUUUCUGAAAUCGCCCGAAGAUUCCUUGUCCGGCAACUUCGGGUGACUUCGGAAAUCUAAUUUUUCCAAGUGCCGUCCCGCCGGCGAUUUACAUUUUAGCAGAUGGGAAGGCAGUUUGAGGGGAUUAGUCUCCCUGAAGAAGAGAAGUUUGUCGCCCGGCAAUUAAUCUCCCUGAAUCUGCCUGUGUGCACUGACCCUUAUCUCCCAACCCAGUUUGAUUCCAAGUCUGAUUCUACUUUAUCUCCUAACCCAAUCUGGUUCCCCUUUGUACCAACCAAAUUUAGUCCCCCUUUAUCUCCCAACCCAAUCUGGUUCCCCUUUGCACCAAUCCAAUCUGAUCCCCCUUUAUCUCCCAAACCAGUCUGAUUCCCUUUUCUCUCCCAACCCAGUCUGAUAUCCCUUUUACUCCCAACGCAAUCUGGUUCCCCUUUUGUCUCCCAACCGAGUCUGAUUGUCCCAGGAAUAAGGAUGCCCCAAAAAGUGGGUGACAAUGAAGUGAUUCCGUGCACAGAUCCUCCCACUUUCUGUCCGUCAGCUUUCAAUUCCACGCCCCUUCACACAGUCCCGCCUCUGAGUCACGAUUCUGUCUGAUCUCGCUUUCCCCGCCCGUCAGUCAGGCGCUGCCCCGCCUUCGGCUCCUCCCCGACCAGAUUAGCUUCCACGGCUGUGCCUGGCUGGGUAUCUCCGUGAUCUGCCCUCAUGGAGGUGCCCGGGUGCUCUGAGUGCCGGGUUCUUUCCAUUCAGAGUCACGUGGUACGGGGGUAUGUGGGCAAUAAAGCGGCCUCCUUCCCCCUACAGGUGAGACAGGGUCUGGUGGGCAUCAAGGGCACAGUGAGCGGCAUAAGGAGGGCAUGUGUUCUGGGGUUUGAAGUGGACACAGUUAAUUCCGUGCAGUUCUCUAAUCACACAGGCUACAACCAUUGGAAGGGGCAGGUGCUGAAUGCUGAGGAGCUGCAGGAACUCUAUGAGGGUCUGAAACUGAACGGAGUCACCCACUAUGACUAUGUGAUGACUGGUUACAACAGGGACGCUUCCUUCCUGGCUCGGGUUGUGGAUAUCAUACAGGAGCUUAAACAGCAAAACCCUCAUCUUGUGUAUGUUUGUGAUCCAGUCCUGGGAGACAAAGGGAAGGGAGAGGGAUCCAUGUAUGUUCCAGAAGAAUUGCUCCCAGUAUAUAGAGAUUUGGUGGUGCCGGUCGCUAACAUCAUCACCCCCAAUCAAUUUGAGGCUGAGUUGCUGACGGGACUGAAGAUUCGCACAAAGAUGGAGGCAGUGCAGGUGAUGGAUGUCUUACACUCGCUUGGCCCUGACACUGUGGUUAUAACCAGCUCGGAUCUCCCAGCAUCCCGUGGGCCAGACUAUCUCAUGACGUUGGCGAGCCAGAGAAAGGUGGACAAGCACGGGCGAAUCCACACGCAGCGAAUCUGCCUGGAGUUACCCCGCGUGGAAGCUGUAUUCGUGGGAACUGGAGACCUAUUUGCUGCUAUGCUCUUGGCUUGGACACAUCACCACCCCAAUGACUUUAAACUUGCCUGUGAGAAGACCGUCUCAGCUAUGCACCACAUCCUGCAGAGAACUAUCCGCAGCGCUAAGGCUCUGGCUGGUCCUGGUGUGAAGCCGUCGUAUGCACAGCUUGAGAUCCGGAUGGUUCAGAGCAGGAAGGACAUUGAGUCUCCGGAAGUUGUUGUAAUUGGUACAGAUUUAUAAGAAUGUUCUCUGGAGAACCCUGGGACCAAAUUAGAAACUCCCCUUCUGCACAACUAACACACAAAUAGGGCAAUAUGGAAACUGGAUCCUGGGAACCUGCAUGGAUUCCAAGGGGGAACAAUGAGGGGUACAGGAUGAUGCUGCCAAUGUCUGUGCCAAAUAGCUCUCCACCAGCAACUGGGAUGGAGCACACCCUUACUUAGUAUGCCCUCCAAUGAAAAGUCACAGACAAUCCAAACCAAUCCAAACCAUUCUUUGCUGAAAAGCCCAUGAGACCUGGGACAAGUAUCCACUGCUGUGAAGCAAAUUGACACCCCCCCCCACACCAUUGAUGUAGUUCCAUUUGCUUGUUGUUCCUGCAGAAAGACGGUAUGGUUAAUGUAUAUCCCUGUUUCUACCCUGUAUGUGGGUAAGUAAAGGGCAGGCGGCUUGGGGAUUCGAUUUACUUGAGUAACAUGCACCGUGGAGCUUCAUUAAUGACUUUCAGUAUCCCAAAGUGCUUUUCUGUUACCCUCCUUCUUCGUAACGUAUUUCCUGUAAUGGACUCCCUUUGAGUGUGAGCUUCAUGCAAUAGGAAGGAUCCAUGUCUUGUGGCUGCUGUAUGACCCUGCUAACGAGCAGACCCUUUCCCAGAGCUGCUGUCACCCUCCUUUGGGAGGACUCCAUUUUCUAUUGCUUCCAUGUGUGUUAGUCACCCUGCUGUGGGAGGGACAGACUCCAUGUCUCAUGGUGCCUUUAAGUGUAUGAAUGUGAUUUAAUUGUGAGAUAAUUAACCCAUGGUCUCUGUCCCCGGCUCCCACAAGGUGAGUUCCAGGUCUCUCAGCCCACAUUAUGCCAAUGGUGCACCUGCUGGUGGAAAUGUGUCUUUUGGGAAUUGGCAUCCUGGCAUCUAUUUCGUCAGGAUGAAUAGUAACUAAAGAACCCCCACACAAGGAUAAGGUUAGGCCACAUGUGGGAUACACACUGGACUGCUGUACAAGACAGGUGGUACCGGAACCCUCUGGCUGGGAAAUAUUCACCCGUACAGCUCAUUUAUAGAUUUCUGCCUGCACAAAUGUGGAAUCCCUAAACAUGACCAGCAGCCAAGCAGAGCUCAGUGAGCAUGUGCAGGUACCAGUGAUACCAGAGGGGAGCACACAUCAAAAUCACGAGUGGAGACAACAUUGUCUCCACUACGUCGUAGGGUUUCUGCUCCUCGAAGCUUUCUCUUGUACGGAAGCCCUAUCAGAACGGCACGUUGUGGCCUUUGCAUCAUUACUGUAGGAUCUAAACUUCCCCUUGACCCUCCCCUUGUUGGACCAUGCACAGGUGUCCCAGGUCCAAUCUUAUGCCCUGUGCUUGAUUUGUUUCAGCCUAUCCUGUCAGCCCUAAAUCUCAGGGAGCGGAGAUAAGAGGCCAACACUUUGCCAGUACUUAACUAAUUGCCAACAAUGUGUGUUGUCGAGUCUGUGUUCCUGGUGCCAAUUUCAAAUGUCCCCUGUUCUUGGUAACUUUGAGGUCUUUGUGUUUGUGUUGUUUACCUGUGUCACUGGUUUCCUAUUACACUGGGAUGAAAGGGCCACAGAUAUUGUUUGUCUGAAAUCCCACCACCCAGAUGGAAGGUGCCAGCCCUUUAGCAUGAAUAUCUCUCAAUACUGUACAGCAACAGGAAGGCUGCCCGACCCAUUUAUUGUAUAGCGCUGUGGAAGGAGUAAUUUGGAGUCUGUGCUGUGUCAGAUAAUCUGCACAAUAAGGCAAGUGAUAGUAACCCGUAAUACCAACAGGUAUAACUCCUCCCACUGCAUGGCAUCGAAAAACUAACUCGCAACUGGAGUAAGCAUAAUAAAAAACAAAAAUCUCAUAAAUCUGAGAAAACCUGGGUGUACCCUGUAAGAUUAAUUUAUCCAACAAGGUCCCCAGCAUCUGGGCCAAAUUGGUAUGGUCCAGUCCUUUGGAAUUGGGGCAAAUGAUUGGAUAUCGCUGGUCCUAGGGAGAUGGCUGCCUCACUGUGUCUUUGUGGGUUCCUCCAUGUACCCCAAUUCCUUCCACACCCUAAAUACAUAGAGCCAAGCCAAUAGGCUCCUGAUAUGUAGUACUACUUGUGAUAAGGAUAUUUAAAUGUAAGCUCCACUGGAACAAAGAUGGAUGGAUGACACAAAGUGCUACGGAAUAUGUAGGCUCUAUAUGAAUAAGGAUGAUGGAAAUAAUAAGAGGCAGGAGUUGGUUGUAUUUUGCCAAAGCUUUGUUAUCUCCUAAUGUUCUACUGCUCCUCAUGGGAAGUACUAACAGUAAUCUAGUGGCGUCCAAUGGGGAGUGCUAACAGUAAUCUAUGGAUCCUCAGAGGAAGCAUUGACAGUGAUCUGCUGCUCCUCAUGGGAAGCUCUAGUUGAUCUAUUGCUCCUUAUGGGGAUGACUGUACUUGAAUACUAACACAGCCAAACAGGCUAGACAAAAUCAGUGCUAUUGCGAGUAUUAACAUGGCAGUGCGGUGCACUGGGAGUGCUGACAUAACGCCGGGUGCUCAGUAGAGAGGGACCAGGUUCUUGUAACUGGCGCUGGUGUAAGUGUCUCACAAGCAGAAAUACCUUAUAUCAGAGGUUUUGGGACUUUUGUGAUGGUUUAUAACCCCCCAGUCCAUCAUCAGAGAGUUUACACCUGGGUGCAGAUAUUGCUGUAUCAGCCAUAGUUCUUACUAAGCACUCAUUCUAACUCUCAUCCUAACUACUAUUCAGCCCGGGCCCUACCUAAUAGUCGGGGGCCCCAAGAGAGGCCAGCAGUACUGGUUUAAGGCCUCAUUGGCACCGGUGUUUAGCUGUCUGGCCCGUUUCAAUCAGAUUAAUUAGAUCAAGACAGGAAAACUGAACCCCACGGCACCAAAUCAUCUGAAGAAAUGUUUGAGCAUUUGGCUCUUUCUGGGGAGGGGCAUAUACGGAUAUGCCAAUAGGCAGUGACCUCACAUGCAACUUGUGUUGCAUUACUGUUUGGUUGCGCCAACUAAGAGUAAUUCAUUUCUACACAUGAAAAGUGCCAUCCACCCUUCUCUGUUGGGCACAAUCCUGGACAGAAGGCAUAUGGCACUGUACCUAAAGCUCAUUCCCUGCACUUACUGGACCUUGUACAGGUAGGGGAUCCAUUAUCCAAAAACCCGGUUAGCCAGAAAUCUCCAAAUUACGGAAAGGCCAUUUCGCAUAGACUACAUUUUAUUUGAAUAACUCAGAUUUUUAAAAAAAAAAAGAUUUUCUUUUUCUCUGUAAUAAUAAAACAGUAGCUUGUACUUAAUCUCAAUUAAGAUAUAAUUAAUCCUUAUUGAGAGCAGAACCAGCCUAUUGGGUCAAUUUAAUUUUUAAAUGAUUUUCUAGUAGACAAAGUUUGAAGAUCCAAAUUACGGAAAGAUCAGUUAUCCAGAAAACUCCAGGCCCUGGAACUCUGGAUAACAGGUCCAAUACCUGUAUUCUGUAUAGAACAGCCAUACUGACAUCCACCUCCAAACCAUGUGGUGACUAUCAGUCCAACGCUGCUAACGGAUCCCCCUUGUUUCAUGUGCUUUAGCUCCACUGGUUACAUUUUAUUUCAUGCUACUAACUGUGAUCAAAUGGAAUUAAUUGGCUCACAAAAUGUCUAAUAAAUUAUAUGUGAUCAGCUA